Molecule: messenger RNA, 1212 nt
Organism: Trichoderma virens Gv29-8
Lineage: Eukaryota; Fungi; Ascomycota; Sordariomycetes; Hypocreales; Hypocreaceae
Exons: 4
Coding region: 1-1212 (403 amino acids)
Molecular function (GO): hydrolase activity, acting on carbon-nitrogen (but not peptide) bonds, in linear amides
Source: RefSeq, a predicted model, not a curated record
AUGCCCGGCAAGAUCCGAACUGCGCAAACCGUCUCUCUGGAUAUUCCAGCUGCAGAGCAACCAGCCUUGCAUAACCGAUGGCAUCCCGAUAAGACUGUCAAGAUUGAAUGUGUCGAUUGGACCGGCGGUCAGAUCGGGAAUAAUGACAGUGCUGAGGAUGUGCGCACCGUGGAUCUAACCAAGAUCCAUUACUUGACCGGUCCAUUCGAGAUCAAAGGCGCUGAGCCAGGCGACCUCUUGGUUGUAAACAUUACGGAUGUCCAGCCAUUCGAUCACUCACCAUGGGGAUUCACGGGCAUCUUUGAUCGCCAAAAUGGCGGCGGUUUUCUUGAAGAACACUACCCAAAGGCUGCCAAGGCGAUCUGGGACUUUGAUGGCAUAUAUUGCACCAGCAGACACAUUCCCGGAGUGCGAUUCGCCGGCCUGGUUCACCCGGGUAUCCUUGGGUGUGCCCCGUCAAGGGAAGUUUUAUUCGAAUGGAACCGUCGCGAAUCUGAUCUCAUCUCGGCCUGCGUCCAUAGCCAUCCCAACAAGACAGUUGCACAGCCACCGAUUGUGAUGAAUGCGCACGCCGGCCAAGCCACUGGGGAUCUCAAAAUGAAGAUUGCUCGCGAAGGAGCAAGGACCAUUCCUGGACGGCCAGAGCACGGAGGAAAUGUGGACAUCAACAACAUCUCGAGAGGAUCGACGACAUACCUUCCGGUCCACGUCCCUGGCGCCAGCUUUUCAGUCGGUGACCUCCAUUUCAGCCAAGGUGACGGAGAGAUUAGCUUUUGCGGUGCGAUUGAAAUCGCUGGAGUCAUCACCAUCAAGUUCGACCUCAUCAAGAAUGGCGUCCAAUCGCGAGCUAUCAAGAGCCCCGUUUUCCGGCCGGGCGAUGUAGCCCCCCAUUUUGGCCCUGGUCGGUACCUUACGUUUGAAGGCUUCUCAGUCGAUGAGAAUGGCAAGCAACACUUUAUGGAUGCAACGGUGGCUUACCGGCAGGCUUGCCUCCGCGCGAUCGAGUAUCUCAAGCAGUUCGGGUACUCUGGAGAGCAGAUCUAUCUUCUCCUAUCGUGCGCCCCCAUCAAAGGCGCAAUCGCUGGCAUUGUAGACAUUCCCAAUGUUUGCACAACAUUGGGAAUUCCCAUGGACAUAUUCGACUUUGACAUCUCUAUUGAGGCCGUGCCGAAGAAGCGAGACCUUGGAUCUUGCCCCAUUUCAAGCGUCUAA